Molecule: messenger RNA, 1546 nt
Organism: Drosophila albomicans
Lineage: Eukaryota; Metazoa; Arthropoda; Insecta; Diptera; Drosophilidae
Gene: Gr5a
Product: gustatory receptor 5a for trehalose
Exons: 8
Coding region: 1-1284 (427 amino acids)
Biological process (GO): detection of chemical stimulus involved in sensory perception of taste; sensory perception of sweet taste
Cellular component (GO): membrane
Molecular function (GO): sweet taste receptor activity
Source: RefSeq, a predicted model, not a curated record
AUGGUGCGAGGUGGCUCGAGCCACAAAUGCAGCGAGGAUUUUUGCCUUUUUGCAGCAGCUGCUACGCAACGACGCCAUCUUUUUUUGCACAACGGCGGCUUUCAUGAGGCGAUUGCGCCAGUGCUCGUUAUAGCCCAAUGCUUCAGUUUGAUGCCCGUAUGCGGCAUUUAUGCUGCAACUGCGCAGGGAUUGCGCUUCAGCUGGCGUAGCUGGCGCACCUGGUACAGUGUGCUCUGCAUUUGCAGCCUCAGCGUGGACACGAUCUUCACAAUUAAUAUGACGGCACACAGUCUGCUCGAUGUGCGUAAUGUGGAACCCAUAAUAUUCCAUGUGUGCAAUCUGCUGGGCUUUUGUGUCUUCCUUCAACUGGCGAGAAAGUGGCCAUCGUUAAUGCGUCAUUGGGCUGCCGUGGAGAAACAGUUGCCGCCCCAUCAGAACUGGAAACAACGCGAGCACCUCGCCCGACGUAUUCACCAAGUCGCUAUGCUGCUGCUGUCCCUUUCCUUGGUGGAGCAUCUGCUUAGCAUCAUUGCCUUUGUGUAUCAUGAUUUGUGUCCGUCUCGCAGGGAUCCCAUCGAAUCGUAUUUGUUUGCCACUGGACCGCAGCUUUUCCAUUUGUUUGCCUACUCCAAUUGGUUGGGUUGGCUGGGCAAGCUGCAGAAUGUGCUGCUCACGUUCAGCUGGAGCUAUAUGGAUAUAUUCCUCAUGCUGCUGGGCAUUGGUCUAAAUGAUUUGCUCACUCGACUCACGUGCCAUCUGCAGCAUGCUGUACAACAGCCCAUGCCUGAGGAAUUUUGGACGCACACACGCAAACGUUAUCGCGCCAUUGUGGAGCUCAUCUAUGAGGUGGACGAUGCCGUCUCGGUCCUCAUCAUAGUCUCCUUUGGCAGCAAUUUGUAUUUUGUCUGCCUGCAGCUGCUCAAGAGCAUAAACACGAUGCCAUCGACAGUGCACGCGUUUUACUUUUACUUCUCGCUAUCGUUUCUGAUAGGCCGAUCCACAGCCGUGCUGCUCUUUGUGUCCUCGGUGAAUGAUGCGGCACGCGAUCCGCUGUUGCAACUUCUGCGCCAAGUGCCACACGCCGGCUACAGCGAUGAAGUGUCGCGGUUGGCCAGCGAAUUGUCAGCGGACAAUGUGUCGCUGAGUGGCCUCAAAUUCUUCAGCAUUACCAGGAAGCUAUUUCUGACGGUCGCGGGCAGCAUUGUUACCUAUGAGCUGGUGCUCAUACAGUUUCACGAGGAUAAGAAAUCAUGGGACUGCCACACGCAGCAGUUGCUUAACUGAAAAUUUAAAAUGAAAAUAUUUGGAGGAAAAUGGUAAUCCCAAAAAACAAAAACGAAAAAUGAAAUUGAAACCCAAAGAGACAAACACACAAACACACAAAGCACUUAAUCAAGAAAUGUUACACUGCACAACACACAAAACACAUUUUGUCCAGUUGUCGCUGGUGGGGAGUGAACCAGUUUUCUUGAGUGAUGCAAUGCGGCCUUAAAUGGUGCAGCAGCAGCCGCAGCAGCAGCAGCAGUUGAAGCAGCAGCCAUCGAUG